AUACCAUCUGCUCCAUCUUACCACGGGACCCCCUCCAAGAAUUGUUCUCUUGCUACAUCUACAUUGACCAGCCUGCAACAGCUGUGUUCCCCCACAGACAACCUUGACUAGAGCACGGAAGGCUGAGAUCACGACGCAAAGCUUAUCGGGCUUGCUGCACAGACUCAAAGCCAAUCCGACGAGCGGCUGGUCGCUAAGCACUGGUUGCUACUUCCAUUCCAACUAAGAGGAACCUUACUUUAUGGUUGUGAUCGCUGCUCCAGCUAGCUUUAAUCCUCACACCACAAUCGCCUUCGACCGCCACACAGUAUGGCCGGCGAAAGCUCUACCGUCUCGGACCAAGUACUGCAAUGGUAUUCCAAACUCUUCAGUCGCCGUGUUGAUCUCGUUGGCGACUUCGCAGGCAGCGAACGGUUUUUGAUCCACGGUGAGGCGCUUCUACGCCAUUGCUUCAGCGAUGCACAGAUCGACUUCGAACCUGGGCUACAGCUUCUGCACGCCUCGUAUGCAGUAGAGAAGUUCCUGCAUGGGCUUGUCUCCCGCCGCUGCAACUUCCACAUUGCUUUCUUCGAUGAAUACCAAGAUCUUUGUGUGCCUCAAGAUGCGUCGUCUUCCGUUAGCGAGAAGUAUUUACUCGCACGUGCGGCCAUCAUCCGCCACCUGCAGGUCAACCUGGGUCCAGUGCACCCAGAUAUCGAGAUCAAGGUGUUCCCCUCAACAACAUCUGAAGCGUUUGAGGAGUAUCUCAGCACGACAGAUGUGUACUUCGUCCUGUGUCACGAUGGAGCCUCCACAAAGGAUGUUCGCAGAAAGGGACUUCUACAGAAAAACACUGACUCGCCCAAGGGCGGAGACAAGAGCCUGCAGGAACGUCACGAGCAACACAAGUUGUCGCUUCGCACCUUCAUCUACGGCAUGAUGCAAAGAGGGUACAGUGCUGCCCUCGUUAAUGGAUUGGAAUUCCAGGAUACCAAGGCCAUUGCAUCGGUGCUUGAACACUCGCGCGCAAUGACUUUGGAGCUUCCAAAGACUACAUCAUCGACAACCAAUGCAAGUGAAGAUACUGCAGCCUUGAAAGAGUCGCUUUCGACGAUUAAAUCGUCCAAUGAACAUGCUUUCACAGAGCGGGAGUACUUGGCGGUGCUUGUUGCCGCCAAGUUUGCGUCGAAGUCGAAGGACCACCAGGACUUCGCCGUCGCAUUGCUAAGCCAUACAGCAUUUCUCUCUGAGCUAAGCCUACCCGACCGAUUGAUGCAAUACGAAGAGCCGUCGCAGGAAUCCCUUACCUUGACUCUUGAGUUUUGCCAAGAAGCUCGCACAAUCCUUGCUCAGACAGCGUGGGUCGAGGAAGCUGGCAAGCUGGCCGCAGCUUGCGAUGUCGCAGACCUCAUUGACGGACGCUUGUUCGCAUCCUGCCUCCAGAGUUCGUCAACUUCGACCUCAGAUCUCUUCCAAUAUCUAGCAAGAGCUGCAUCAAUGCUGUGCGGGCAAGAGGAGCUCAAGAAGACAGGUGGUGCUUCGACUUCGACAACGAAGUCAAACGGAGACCUCGAGAAGGCUGACGAUGGGACCUCAUACCGUCUGCUGCCCUUUGCUAACGAGAUCUUCGACAAACAUCUGGCUCCGGUCCAUCUCAAGGUAGCCAAGUCGGACGGUAAAGUCGACUCAACAUCGGCAGUGAUCUUCCGUGAGGUCACGAAUUGGCGCAACACUAAGCCGAUUCAAUCCAAGAGCGGCCCAGUUGUCAAAGACGAGAAGGCAGCAAAGAAGGCGCUCCGCCGUAACCAAUUUUUCAUGGCAGAAAUGACGACCUACGCUGCUAGUCUCACCAACGCAGUCGGAAGGGCACUCGAACCGGAGACAAUCCAUAUUGGCGGCGCAUCGAAACCAAGCACGCCUGUACCUUCCAGACCAGCAACACCCAGCCAGGACCCAGCGGACAAGAAGGGAAAGAAGGCGGGCGGCAAGCCUGGCGGCAAGAACAAGAAUCAGGCCAAGCAAGACAUGCUAGCGAACAUUGCAGCAAGUUCAAAGCGCAAGGAUGAGGACACUGCAGAGAAGCAAACAAAAGCGUGGGUUGUCUUUUGCGAUGGCCUGGAGAAACAAGCAGAUCUGCCUUCGCGUUACGAAAAGGCAAAGAAGUACCUUGUCAACCUCAAUACUGACAUCAAGCGGAAGGCUUUGGAGGCGGAAGUUCGUCUCUACAUGCUAAAUGUGCUAUUGAAGAUGUGGAUUGAGCACUGCCGGAAGGAUGACAAGGAGGAAGGUCUUUACACUGCCGCUCUUAUCUUUGACGCUGUCAGAGCUAGCUGCGGGUUGUCCAGUGUGACGAAGACCAUCGCUGCCUGCCUCAAGACCACCAUUGAUCGGUUGAAGCUCCCGUCUCUCCAGGUACCAUCAAUUGAGGGCGACCGGAAAUUGGCUUUUCCGUUCGUGCUGGAUGAGACAUCAAGCGCCGAUCUUGCCUUGAGUCUCUCGCCAGAGGAGUUUCAGCUUCUCUACUGCGGACCUUACUUCGACCGAACCAUGGACUCCGCUCCGGACCCUCGUGUACCCUUCGAGCCAGAUGCGUGGCAGCGGAAGGUUUUGGACGAGAUCGACGCUCGCCGCAGUUUGCUUGUCGUAGCCCCAACUUCAGCCGGUAAAACGUUCAUUUCGUUCUACGCCAUGAAGCAGGUCCUAGAGUCCAACAACGAAGACGUCCUGGUAUAUGUGGCUCCAACCAAAGCGCUUGUCAACCAGAUCGCAGCCGAAGUCCAAGCUCGUUUCUCCAAGAACUACAAGUACGCCAACUCGGUCUGGGGGAUCCACACUCGUGACACCCGCGUCAACAACCCUACUGGCUGCCAGAUCCUGGUCACUGUCCCCCAUAUUCUUCAGAUCAUGCUGCUCGCGCCUACUAACGCCAGGGGCUGGUCCGAGCGAGUAAAGUGGAUCAUCUUCGACGAAGUCCACUGCAUUGGACAAGCUGAAGAUGGUCUGAUUUGGGAGCAGCUGCUUCUCAUGGCACCCUGCCCUAUUAUCGCCCUUUCUGCCACCGUGGGCAACGCGGAGGCCUUCAGUGACUGGCUCUCCUCAACACAGAAAGCGGCUGGCAACGAUCUGACCAUGGUCCAGCACAAGCACCGUUACUCAGAUCUCCGAAAGUUCCUGUACGUUCCACCAAAAGACGCAGCAAAGCGUGUUGCAGCGGCCCUCCCCUUGUCGACCAACCGUACAUUUGCCCGUCUGGGUCUGGACGAUGUUCCCAACUUCACCUUCAUGCAUCCUGUUGCCAGUUUGACAAACAGGAGACGUGGCAUGCCGAGCGAUUUCUCCCUGGAAGCAAGAGACUGCUACUUCCUCUGGCAAAGCAUGUCAAAGCACCAGACCCCAGAGUAUCCCGUCGACAAAUCUCUCACGCCUGCAGCCGUGCUUCCAAAGGUUAUGCGCAAGGCGGAUAUCAUCAGUUGGGAGUCCGGUCUUAAGGAUUUGCUUGCUCAGUGGAUGGCAGACGAGAAGUCUCCAUUUGAAGCUGUGCGCAAGGACUUCAGUACCUCGGUCACCAAGUCUGCUCUUCAGAUCAACGACAGCACCGUUGAGCCGGUCAAGGAGAACCUCGAGGUUGACGACCCAGCGAGUAACCAUGAUGUGGACAACAUCUUGCCCCUUCUCACAGAGCUCCAUCAGCAGGAUGCUCUCCCUGGUAUCAUCUUCAACUACGAUCGCGCGGUGUGCGAGAGGAUGUGUCGCACCGUCCUGACACAACUCGAGGAAGCCGAGACUGAGUGGAAGAAGACGAGCCCCAAGUGGGCGGAGAAGCUACGCGAGUGGGAAGAAUACAAGAAGGAGGUUGCGCGCCGCGCCAAACAGGGUGUGCGCGCAGCGAAGGGUACGACCAAGGAGGAGCAGAUGAUGGAGGCUGCCAACCGCGAGGUCAGCCCCUUUGCCACCUUCAACCCAGAUAGGCCGCUUGAGGGCUUCCACUUUGCGGACAGCAAGAAGCUGUCCAGCGAAGAGAUUCUCAGCCAUGAAAAGGAGCUUCGCUACCGCGGUGUCGACGAGGUGUUCAUCCAGGGUCUCCAGCGCGGUAUCGGUGUCCAUCACGCAGGUAUGAACCGCAAGUACCGUUAUGCCGUCGAAGUGUUGUUCCGCAGGGGUUACUUGAAGGUUGUUAUUGCAACGGGUACUCUUGCGCUUGGUAUCAACAUGCCGUGUAAGACUGUCGUCUUCUCUGGCGACUCCAUCUUCUUGACAGCGCUCAACUACCGCCAAGCAGCUGGUCGUGCAGGUCGUCGUGGCUUUGACUCGCUUGGUAACGUGGUCUUCCAUGGAGUCUCUCUCAGCAAGAUCAACAAGCUCAUCAGCUCCCGUCUGCCUGACCUGAACGGACAUUUCCCUAUCACGACAACCCUAGUCCUGCGUCUGUUCGCCCUCCUGCACGACUCGGAGAAUUCGCCGUUUGCUCUGCGCUGCAUCAACGCGCUGUUGUCCCAGCCGCGUGUGUACCUCGGUGGCGAAGAGUCAAAGAUGACAGUCCUUCACCACUUGCGUUUCUCUAUCGAGUAUCUUCGUAGGCAGUCGUUGCUAGACUCCGCUGGAGCACCGCUCAACUUUGCCGGUGCUGUCAGCCAUCUGUAUUUCACAGAGAACUCGUCCUUCGCGUUCCACGCACUGCUGAAGAAUGGCUACUUCCACGAGCUGUGCGACAAGGUGAACACAUCUCAGGAGCUAGUCUUGCGUGAGCUUAUGCUUACGAUGUCGCACCUGUUCGGCCGUCUCCAGUGCAGACAGGCUGACGAAGAAUUUGUGCAAGAAGUCGUUAAGGGCAGUCCAUCAGUUGUGUUCCUGCCAAACAUGCCUGAGAACGCAGUCAACGUCUUGCGUAAGCACAACGAUCAAACUCUCGACAUCUUUACCUCCUACGUUCGCACAUUCGUCGAACAACACAUUCAGGAGCCCGACAACACGCUGCCCCUGACCUCGACCGUCGUCGGCGGCAGCUCAAACAAGAGUCCAGCGCCUCACAAGGUCCGCUCCUCCUUCGUCGCACUCUCUGGCCACAACGACUCUUUCGCCUCCAUUCACGAGCUCUGCACAACCAGCCGUUCAGGCGUCUUCCUCGAAGAGGCCGUCGUGCCCUACGUCGGCAUCUAUCCCGAGGAUUCCGAUCUGCCUCUCAACGCGUACCUGUACGACUUUUUCAUGCACGGCAACGCCGAUGCUGUCGUCACCACGAACCGCAUUCGCCGCGGUGACAUCUGGUUUGUGCUCAACGACUUCAGUAUGGUGCUCGCCACCAUCGUGACUAGCUUGACGAACUUCAUGAACCUCGGCACCGAGUCCGACCUCGACUUCAUCGACGUCCGCGGCGGCGGUGACGACGAUGAGGAGGACCUCGAAGACAAGCUUCAGGGUGUCGCGGAUGAUCAACAGGGACCUGCGACUGGCACCCAGGGUGCGAGGGGACCGGCGGCGCAGCAGAAUCUGCCCGUUCAGCUGGCCAAGAAGAAGAAGAAGGUUGUCGAUUCUUGGGACGAAGAUGCCGAGAGCAGCAGCGAGGGAGAGAACUGGGAUGAUGGCGAGGAGAGCGAAGAGGAGGCUGAGGUUGCCUGGGAUGAGAAGACGGGCUUGCUCAACGUGCUCAAGGCGUUCAAGCUGUUGAAGGCCGACUUCGACACCAAGUUCAGGGCCAUGUGGGCUUAGUUGUUCGUUUAGAUAUGCGGGUCUACGAAGUGACGAUCGUGUGUAGAAUGACAAAAUAGUACAGGAAAUGCAAUAUCUGGAAUACUC
Boeremia exigua is the source of this 5772-nucleotide messenger RNA. RefSeq lists its product as uncharacterized. Bases 310 to 5685 code for a protein of 1791 amino acids. Gene Ontology annotation, molecular function: ATP binding; nucleic acid binding. Gene Ontology annotation, cellular component: cytoplasm. Lineage: Eukaryota; Fungi; Ascomycota; Dothideomycetes; Pleosporales; Didymellaceae. The transcript has 2 exons. The record is from RefSeq and is a predicted model, not a curated record.